Danio aesculapii is the source of this 7228-nucleotide messenger RNA. RefSeq names its product contactin-4. The record is from RefSeq and is a predicted model, not a curated record. Lineage: Eukaryota; Metazoa; Chordata; Actinopteri; Cypriniformes; Danionidae. Gene Ontology annotation, cellular component: plasma membrane; axon. Gene Ontology annotation, biological process: cell-cell adhesion; axon guidance. The transcript is spliced from 23 exons. Gene Ontology annotation, molecular function: protein binding. The coding region runs from base 177 to 3260 and encodes 1027 amino acids.
ACAGCAGACCUCACUGUGUCUCCAGCAGACCACAUCGCUCCCCACUGUCUCCGUCCAGAGCGUUUACUGGAACCAGCUUCAUUUUAAAGCCAACAAAGCUGACUUUACAUAGGAAAAACACGGCUCUCUCCUCUUGCAGUUGAAUGGAAAUAAAAGGGAUUCUGUGACCUUGGAAGAUGAAGAUGUUGUUGCCAUGGGAACUCUUAAUCCUGCUGUCACUCAAGAGCUGCCUAGCAGAGCGGAUUGUUCGUCAUGGACCAGUGUUCACUCAAGAGCCCAGCGACAGUGUUUUCCCUUUAACUGCUGAGGACAACAAGAUAUUCAUUAAUUGCAAAGCCAAGGGAAGCCCAGAGCCACAUUACAGGUGGAAAUUCAGCGGGAAAGACCUUGACAUCGACAUGGACUUCAACUACAGUCUGGUUGAGGGAAACCUUUUGAUCAAUAACCCUCAGGCAACUAAACACAGUGGAGUUUACCAGUGUAUCGCCACAAAUGCAUUUGGAACCAUCUUAAGCCGAGAGGCCAAAGUCGAGUUUGCAUACCUGCAGAAUUUCAGCAUCAGGGCCAGAAGUCCAGUUUCAGUGAGGGAAGGACAGUCUGUUGUGCUGCUGUGUGGUCCGCCGGCCCACUUUGGAGAAAUCAGAUAUUCCUGGAUAUUUAAUGGUCGUCCGAGUGUCGCUGUUGGGGACAAUCGGCGCUUUGUGUCCCAGCGGACUGGAAACCUCUACAUUGCCAAGGUGGAGACAUCAGAUGUGGGCAACUACACGUGUGUGGUGAGAAACGUGAUGACCAACUCCAGCGUCUUCAGCUCGCCAACUCCAGUGGUGCUGCGGCGGGACGGUGUGAUGGGAGAAUACGAGCCAAAGAUUGAAGUCCAAUUCGAAAAAAUGCUUCACGUGGCCAAAGGAUCGUCGGUCCGGCUGGAGUGUUUCGCUUUAGGAAAUCCAGUGCCUUCUAUUUCGUGGAAGAGAGCGGAUGGAAACCCUUUCCCCGGGAAAAUGAAGAUAAAUCACUCAAAUGGGGUCCUAGAGAUCCCAUAUUUCCGUCCUGAGGAUUCCGGACUUUAUGAAUGUGUGGCUGAAAACUCGAAAGGACGCAGUAUUGCAAAAGGACGGCUUGUAUUUCAAAAUGUGGAGCACCUGCAGUGGUCACAGACUCUAUAUGACGCAAAUAUGGCCAUUGAGUCGGAUCUACACUGGGAGUGUAAAGCCAAUGGAAAACCUCAGCCCAUUUACAGAUGGAUCAAGAACGGACAGCCUUUGGUCUCUCAGGACAGAAUUCGUGUUGAUGGUGGCAGGUUGACCAUCUCCAACAUAAACCUGGUGGAUUCUGGGAUGUAUCAGUGUUUGGCAGAGAAUGAUAACGGAGUGAUUUAUGCCAGCGCUGAGCUCAAAGUUGUGGCUUCUCCUCCAGACUUCUCCAAGAAUCCUGUGAAGAAAACAACUCUGAUCCAGCGUGGUGGUGAAGUGAUCAUUGAAUGCCGUCCGCAUGCGUCGCCCAGAGCUUCAUACUCCUGGAGAAGAGGCACAGAGUUCCUGAAAGACAGCAAGAGGCGGACCAUCUUAGAAGACGGCACUCUUAGGAUCACUAACAUUACCAAAUCCGAUGCAGGAAGGUACACCUGUGUCGCCAGAAACCCCUUUGGUACAUCCAGCAGUUCUGGGACUUUAGUGGUCAAAGAACCAACCAAGAUUACAGUCCCUCCAUUGAGUAUGGACGCCACAGUAGGGGAGAGCAUUGUCUUGCCUUGUGAAGUAUCUAAAGACUCCACUCUACACCCCAUCUUCAAGUGGUUCUUCAACGGGAAGCUCAUCGAUUUCAGCCGACACGAUCACUUAGGGAUGAUUGGAGGGGGAUCUUCUGGGGAUCUGAUGAUCAGAAACGUGCAGCUGAAGCACUCUGGGAAGUACGUCUGCAUGGUUCAUACAGCAGUGGACAGCGUGUCUGCAGCAGCAGAUUUAAUAGUCAGAGGGCCCCCUGGUGCUCCAGUGGGCGUGUUGGUGGGGGAUGUCACAGACAGGACUGCUCAGCUCUCUUGGGGCCAUGGAUCUAACAACCACAGUCCCAUUACCCUCUACAUCGUGCAAGCCAGAACUCCAUUCUCCAUUGGAUGGCAGGCAGUCAAAACCGUUCCUGAUUCUGUGCCUGGACAGAUGAUUCAUGCGACGGCGGUGAAUCUCAAUCCGUGGGUAGAUUAUGAAUUUAGAGUCGUGGCUAUCAACAGCGUGGGGGUUGGGGAGCCCAGCGUGCCAUCUAAACCCGUUCGCACCAAAGCUGCAGAUCCUGAAGUGGCUCCAGCUAACGUGAGUGGAGGCGGAGGCAGCAGAGGCGAACUCGUGAUUGUUUGGGAGCCUGUGCCUGAGGAGCUACAAAAUGGAGAAAAGUUUGGAUAUGUGGUGGCAUUUCGUCCUCUUGGCACUACCACCUGGAAACAAAGCGUUCUGGCCUCAGCCGAUUCGUCACGAUACGUUUAUAAAAACGAUACUUUCCCACCCCUCACUCGGUUUGAAGUAAAAGUCGGCGUCUACAACGACAUCGGAGAGGGGCCGUUUAGCCCCACGGCCCUGGUAUAUUCAGCAGAUGAAGAACCAUCAGCAGCUCCUCCGAGAGUCUGGGCCCGCACUCUGUCCGCGUCUGAGAUCGAGGUAUUUUGGGAACCCGCCCACCAAACCGGCAGCAAAGGACGGAUAACAGGCUACGAGGUGCAGUGGUUAGAGGAUGGGUCACCAGAGAGCGAUGCAGAGAGAGUUCGAGUCACUGAAAGUUCAGUCAAUAUCACAGGUCUGAAGGGAAGUACAGUCUAUCUGGUGUCGGUCAGAGCACACAACAGCGCAGGCACCGGACCCUCCAGCACCCCCAUCAGCAUCACCACCAAGAAGCCACCUCCAAGUCAGCCCCCAGGGAACAUCGAGUGGAACCUGACGAACUCAAAGGUGUUUCUGAACUGGGAGCAUGUGAAGGCGAUGGACAAUGAAUCAGAAGUAACCGGCUACAAGGUUGUGUAUCGUCAAAACUGGCACAGGGGAAGCAGUGUAGUGGAGACCAACAGGACGUCUGUGGAGCUUCAGCUGCCUUCAGAACAAGACCUGCUCGUUCAGAUCAAAGCCCUGAGUGAUGGAGGAGACGGCAGCAGCAGCAGCCCUAUACGAAUACCAAAGAUGUCAAGCCUGAACUCGAGGGGAUACUUCAGUUCAGACGCAAGCAAGAUGGCCCAUGUUCAUGGAGUAGUGUUUUUGAUCUUGUCAUGGUUGUUGUCAUAGAACUCUGCCUUUAAUUCAAGCUGAAGUGUGUCGUUUCUGUGCUACUGACGUCACCAUGCGGGACUGCAGAAAUGGUUGUAGUUUCCCAAAGUCUGUUGGCUACAGUGUAGAAAAAUCGACUAGCAAUUUGCUUAAUUAGAAUCGUUGUUUUAAAAGUGCCCAAUUGUGCCAUUUUAUAGGUUUCUAAUUUUUGCUUCUUCAGUAGGUUAAUUUUCACAUUAUUUGAAAAGCUCAUACAGGAACAUCAGCUCUUUUCUCAAAAUGUCUGAAACAAUUAGUUGAAGGAUCCAGUCUUUGGUUGGUCAUACUCUGCUCUGAUUGGUCAGAUGACCCUUUUCUGUUCUUAUUUAGAUUACCCUACUCUUCUCUAAAUGGUCAGUUGACCCUACCCUGUUUGAAUGCUUAGAUAACUGUACUCUGCCCUGAUUGGUCAAAUGACCCUACUCUGCUUUGAUUAGACAUUUGACCCUUCUCUGUACUUAUUGUUUUGAUGACCCUACUCUUCUGUAAUUGGUUAAAUGACCCUACUCUAAUCUGAUUGGUUAGAUGACCCUACUCUGCUCUGAUUGGUCCAAUGACGCUACGCUUCUCUGAUUAGUCUGAUGAUCCUGCUUUGCUCUGAUUGGUUAGAUUGCACUAUCCUAAUUGGGCAGAUGACUCGCUGACUAUUCUGCUUUAAUUGCUCUGAUGACUCUACUCUUCUCUAAUUGGUCAGAUGACCCUAACCUGAUCUGAUUGAUCAGAUGCCCCUACUCUGCACUAAUUGGUCAAAUGACCCUUCUCUGUUUUUAUUGGUCCGAUUGCCCUACUCUACUUUAAUUGGUCUGAUCACCCUACUUUUCCCUAAAUUACCCUGCUUUGCUCUGAUUUGUUAGAAUGACUCUACUCUUUUUCUAGUUGGUCAAAUGACCUUUCUCUGCUCUGAUUGGUCAAAUGACCCCACUCUUCUCUAAUUGGUCAGAUGACCCUACUCCUUUUUGAUUGGUCAAAAGAUCAUACGCUUCUCUGAUUGGUUAUUUGAGUCUGCUUUGCUCUGAUUGGUUGGAUUAUGCUACUCUGAUCCAAUUAGUCAGAUGAUCCUACUCUGCUUUAAUUGGUCCGAUGACCCUACUCUUCUUUAAUUGGUCUGAUCCCCUGCUCUGCUUUAAUUGUUUAAAUGAUCCUACUCUGAUCUGAUAUGUCAGAUGGCUCUGAUUGGUCAAAUGACUCUACUCUUUUCUAAUUGGUCAAAUGACCUUUCUCUGAUCUGAUUGGUCAGAUGAACCUAUUCCUUUUUGAUUGGUCAAAUGAUCAUACAGUACACUUCUCUGAUUGGUCAUAUGAGUCUGCUUUGCUCUGAUUGGUUGGAUUGUGUUAGUCCGUUCUAAUUGGUCAGAUGAUCCUACUCUGCUUUAAUUGGUCUGAUCCCCCUGCUCUUAUCUAAUUGUUCAAAUGACCCUACUUUGAUCUGAUAUGUCAGAUGGCUCUACUCUUUUCUAAUUGGCCAAAUGACCGUACUCUGAUCUGAUUGGUCAGAUGGCCCUACUCUGCUCUGAUUAGUCAAACGACCCUUCUCUUCUCUAAUUGCUCAGAUGACCCUACUCCUUUUUGAUUGGUCGAAUGAUCCUACGCUUCUCUGAUUGGUCAGAUGAUCCUGCUUUGCUCUGAUUGAUUGGAUUGUGCUACUCUGCUCUAAUUGGUCAGAGGAUCCUACUGUGCUUUAAUUGGUUUGAUGACCAUACUCUUCUCUAAUUGGUCAUUUGAUAAUUAAAUAACAAACUGAGCUUGAGUCCUGAUUGAUUGGAUGAGAAUUUGCAAAGAAAACAGUAUUUCCUGUGCAAGUAUUUGAACCAAACCCUUCCAGGCCUCAACAAAUACGGGGGUCAAAGCAGACUUUGUUUGUUCAGGAAGACUGGAAUUAUUAACAAUUUGUUUCAGGCAAUUCACAAUCAGUUCAGAAUCUGUGCUUUUCUUAUAUAUGCUGAUUUGUUUUUCUUCAGCUAUAUUACAGCUAUAUUACAAAUCACAUCAAAUAUAACAUCCAUAAUAGGGGCACUUUUAAAAGUUACCAGAAAUAAAAAAAUGCUUCAACAUGUUUAAAAAACAAAAUCUGGUUGGAAAUGGCUACACUUUUCCCCUUUUUUACACUUAUUGGUGACUCAGCUCCAUUGCCUUAUAUUGUGAUGUUUUUUUUACCUCUUUGUCAAACUAUUUGUCUUUUCUAUGUAGAUUUUAUGCAAAAAAAAAAAAUUGCUGGCUUUCACUUGUAGCUGAUAACUUUGCGUAGGUGUUCAAAAGUGAGAUUCAAAUGGAGCACAGUAUUAAAGUCCUGUAAUGCAGUAGUGACCUUGAAUGAUGGAUCUCGAAGAGAAAUCCUUGAAUUCUGAAUUAUCCCCAUGCUGUUUUUUUUUUCCUUCUGCACACGUCAGUCAAUGAUGCUGUGUUUGUAUAUAUAAAAAGGCCUUUAGAUAGAUGAAAUGCAUUAUGUUCUUUUGCAUAAGCCCUGAGAGAUGUCAUUGUUUCGACAUAGGCUCAUUCUGAAAACGUAUCCCUAAAUACAUUUUUGGAGAUUUUUUCACAAAUUAUGUAGCCAGAAGUACAUCUGGCUGCAUUUCGUCUUUAAAAAGAAAGCUAUGGGGCGGUAUGACACCAUUCCUGUUCAUGCUUACCAGGUGACUACUUCCCUUUCCCGCUGUUACCAGUUUGUCCAGGAGCUUGCCAUGUACAUCAGCUGACUUGAGACGCAGAAAGGAGUUUACCACGACGACGUGGUUCAUGUCUGGUGAAGAAUGGUUCCAGAAAGCAGGUAAAACAAAAACAGAAGCCAAAACAUAAAAAACAAGUAAAUAACAGGGUGAGAAUGUGGUAAAUCUGAAAACACAGUAAAAGUCAGACGAGGGCUUUUCUUUUCAUGGAUUGCUUUUUAAAACUGUCAGUUGGGUUUAGGGUACCAAUAGUGUUUUCAAAAGCAACGGUUGACAAUCGUCAAUCGUUGCUUUUGACAACACUAUUGGUUGGGUUUAAGGUUUAAGGGUGGGUCAGUGGAUUGGUCAAUCAGUCAGUUAGUUGACAGUGGCCUCUGGUGGAAUUACAUGAGAAUAAAAGGCACGAAUGACACUCACAAGACAAAUUUGAGAUCUGAAAAAGUGUACGCAGCGGCCUCUGGUGGAUUUGUGAAAACAAAAACUGCAAAAUAAACACGUAACUCCUGGGACGUAUUUGGCACUCUCCAGAAAUGUAUAUGGGGUACGUCAUAAGAAUGAGUCUGGGUUGCAUUGUUUUAAUGAAUAACGGCAAAUUGGUUAAAUACAUAGUUUCUACAGUAAAUGAUUAUUGCUGCUAGUUAUUUUACGUCAUUUGAUGAUUUCAGGUAUAAACAUUGUUUCUUUAAAUUCAAUGCAUAACCGUUUAUACUUUUUCCUCCUGUUUUCUUCAAAAAAAGAUGCUUUACCAUGUUUGUUCAUGUAAAAAUCCUUAUAGAAACAUCUGCAUUUCUGUGCUGAGACCAAGAUAACAAUAUGUAUCAUGUAUCAUAUCAUCAUAUGUCUAAAUGAAUGUUUAUAUGUUCUGUAUUUUUAUUUAUCUCUUUUUUUUUUGGAUUACUGAAUUAUUAAAAACUGGAUUAUUUUUUAAUAAUUUAUUAAUUCAAUCAAUUGUGACUUUUAUUUCAGUUUUUAUAUCUUAAUAUUUAUUUGUUUCUCUUUUUUAUAUAAUUUAUCAUCUUGCAGUAUCAUUUUUAGCAUUUAAAAAAUACAAAUCAUUCAUGUUUUGCUCUUUUUUUAAACAUUUUUGCGAUUUAAUACCACUUAUUAUUUAUUUAUAACUUAUUUUCCGAGUAUUGACCAAGAAACCUGAUCAACUGAAUUGUUUAAAAAAACAAAACCUUAUUCUAUUUAUUUUAAAACAAUUUAAUUUUUACAAUUUAUCACUUGACAGUACCCCCAUUUUUUGCCUUUGUUUAAAAUUUUGCAUUUUAUAAAUGUAACAUA